This is a messenger RNA of Mus caroli (Ryukyu mouse), 1071 nucleotides long. Its product is annotated as C2 calcium-dependent domain-containing protein 4A. NCBI's taxonomy places the organism in Eukaryota, Metazoa, Chordata, Mammalia, Rodentia, Muridae. The record is from RefSeq and is a predicted model, not a curated record.
GUGGAGCCCUAGCUGUCAACUACACGUCACCUGCUUCGUUCCUGCGACUAGUCGGACCCAACGAGACUGAAGAAGAAAAGACGCUCGUGUAUCCGCCACGCUCGGGCAUAAGCUAGAAGGAUGAGGUUUCUCGGUCGACUUCGCUCCUCCACUCCUGAGCCUGCCUUCUCCAACGUGCUCACCCCGGGCCGCAUCCCAGAGUUCUGCAUCCCCCCGCGGCUGCAGGUCCCCGGCGCUCUCGAAUCACCGCUUCCCGCUGCCGCACUGCCUUGGCGCUGCGCGGCCGAACCGGACCUGUGGCCGCGCAUCCCUGACGACCGCGAGGACAGUGACGAAGACUGCGCUGGCCGCACCGACUGGGACCCACGCUCCCAGGCUGCGCUCUCGCUGCCGCACCUGCCCCGCGCGCGCACCGCUUACGGCUUCUGCGCGCUGCUCGAGAGCCCGCACACGCGCCGGAAGGAGUCGCUCUUCCUCGGCCACCCCGGCACCCCUCGGCUGGGACUUGGCCACCGUGCGCACACCUACGCGUGCCCGCGCCGAGCAUCGGACUCUGAGCUCGCCGCCCCGCGCGACCUGGACAAAACCCCACCAGCCGCUCCAGUGCCCCGUGUGCGCCGCCUCCUCCGCGCCCCCGAUGGUCUGUUGAGCCGCGCGCUGCGGUCCCCCCGCGGCCGGGCCAGCGCGCGUCCCGCGCCCCGCGGCGACGAGAACGAGCGCACCGCCUCCUGCGCGCCCCCGGUCCCCAGCAGCCCGGAUCCCGAGCGCCUGCAAGCCGAGGCCAGCGUGGCUCUGGGCCGCGGGGGUUGCACGCUGCGCCUGGCGGCCGAGUACUGUCCGCGCAGCNCCUGCCUCCGCCUCCGCCUGCUGCGCGUUGAGGGCCCGGCCGCCGCGCUGGAGCCCCGCGCCCUGGGCUGCCGCCUCAGCCUGGUGCUGAGGCCGUCGGGCCAGCAGCGCGCCAGUGUGGUCCGCCGCAGCCGCAAGGCCGCCCUGGACCAGGACUGCUGCUUCGACCGGCUCCCGGAGGAGCAGCUGCGCCGCCUGGCCGUGCGCAUCAAGGCGGAGAGCAAG